UCGAGUGGCACACAGGGCUCUGUGAGGUACGAGAGAAGGAGGCACGGAAAAAAGAGAGAGAGACGGAGCCCUCGGGAACUAUUCAAUCAGAAAUAAACAAAAACACACUUCUCUUCAUGGACUGUAAAAUUAAAAGAUUAAUUAUCAUUUGCUUGGAUUGGAAGAAUCAACACAUGCGAUUCUGACGGACGACCUGAAUAACGGAAUUCACUUUUUGGGGGGAUUUUGGUAGACACUCCGAAAUAAUAUAUUUUUGAGGUUCAAGCAACAUUUUCGAAAUAUCGCUGAGAAGGAACAACUAUCCCCUAGCCAGCCUUCAAGAUGGAGGAGGAACAGUGCUUCUACAAUGAGUCCAUUGCCUUCUUCUACAACCGCAGUGGAAAGUACCUGGCUACAGAGUGGAAUACCGUCAGUAAGCUGGUGAUGGGGCUGGGUAUCACAGUAUGUAUCUUCAUCAUGCUGGCUAACUUGCUGGUCAUGGUGGCUAUAUACGUCAACCGCCGCUUCCACUUCCCUAUUUACUACCUGAUGGCCAACCUGGCGGCCGCGGACUUCUUUGCCGGCCUGGCGUACUUCUACCUGAUGUUCAACACGGGCCCGAACACGCGGCGCCUCACGGUCUCCACGUGGCUGCUCCGACAGGGUCUCAUCGACACGUCCCUCACGGCGUCCGUGUGUAACCUCCUCGCCAUCGCCAUCGAGCGCCACAUCACCGUUUUCCGCAUGCAGCUGCACACGCGCAUGUCCAACCGGCGUGUGGUGGUGGUGAUUGUAGUCAUCUGGACCUUGUCUAUCGUCAUGGGAGCCAUCCCGUCGGUAGGGUGGAACUGUAUCUGUGACAUCGGCACGUGUUCUAGCAUGGCUCCGCUCUACUGUAACUCCUACCUGGUGUUCUGGGCCGUAUUCAACCUGGUCACCUUCCUGGUCAUGGUGGUGCUGUACGCUCACAUCUUUAUGUACGUGAGACAGAGGACCAUGAGGAUGAGCAGACACAGCUCUGGGCCACGCAGGAACAGAGACACCAUGAUGAGUCUGCUGAAGACUGUCGUCAUCGUAUUGGGUGCGUUCAUCGUGUGCUGGACUCCAGGCCUCGUUCUCCUCCUCCUCGAUGUGUUCUGUGCCAACUGUAACGUCCUGGACUUUGAGAAGUUCUUCUUGCUUCUGGCUGAGUUUAACUCCGCUAUGAACCCCAUCAUCUACAGCUACCGGGACAAGGAGAUGAGCGCCACCUUCAAGCAGAUCCUGUGCUGUCAGCGCCAGGAGAACGUUAACGGGACGGCAGCCGAGGGCUCCGACCGCUCAGCCUCCUCUAUCAAUCACACCGUGCUGAGUGGAGGGAAACAAAACAAUGAUCACUCAGUGGUGUGAGAGGAGGAGAGGAGGACAGGAGAGGGACUGGGGCUGGAGACAGGAGGAGAGGGACUGGGGCUGGAGGUGGAGAUAGGAGAGGGGCUGGAGAGGAGAG
Molecule: messenger RNA, 1465 nt
Organism: Oncorhynchus gorbuscha (pink salmon)
Lineage: Eukaryota; Metazoa; Chordata; Actinopteri; Salmoniformes; Salmonidae
Product: lysophosphatidic acid receptor 1
Exons: 3
Coding region: 322-1368 (348 amino acids)
Biological process (GO): phospholipase C-activating G protein-coupled receptor signaling pathway; neurogenesis
Cellular component (GO): membrane
Molecular function (GO): lysophosphatidic acid receptor activity
Source: RefSeq, a predicted model, not a curated record